GACCGAGCUAAAUCGUUCUACACUUCUAUGAGAACGUUCCUCGACAAUACCAACACCUAUGAUAAUAAAAAGCUUAAGCAUAAAAUAUGUAUGUAUUUGUCAUAAGUUAUAAGAACCUUUUUUGUUAGUUCAUUGUACACGUGACAACCCACAUCGACGGCCCACAGUUUGUUUCUCCCACGGAAGCACCCAAUACGCAAUUUAUCCUCUACAUCGAUUCAGUGUUCUUCAUGAGAGCGUUUGCAAAAUCAAGCGAUGGCGUUGACAUUAUUAAGUUUAAUACUUUGCGUUUGAGAAACGAGUCCGUGACAAUGUCGGAAGUAAAGCCAGAUGCUGAAGGCAGAGACAAUAUUAAAUACGUAGAAUUAAGAUGGACGCCUUCAAAGGAUGAUAUUGGUCACCAUCUUAUUUGUCUUACAGUUACCGAUUCAACUGAACUUACCUCCAAUGAAAGACGAUGUUUCAAAAUACAAGUGAAAGACCGACUUUUGGGAGAAUGGCAGACUUCAGGUAUAUUACGUACAAGGGAUCCUUAUUUCUUGGAGUUUCCAAACGGCAGUUUUUCAUGUCCAAAAUACGUGUAUUGUACCAUACCACUGUUUGUAGAUUCUGAAAGGGGAUUAAAAGAUAUCAUCAUAACACGAAAUUACCUGAAUUCAGCCACACUGACAUUUCCUCGUAACCUUACUCAUAACGGAACAAUGCUUUACACAUCGGAUCUUACAUUUCGUAAUUUCUCAAUAGGAGUUGGACCUAUCUGCCUUCAAGCAACGGACUUAGACGGGUACACAAGCAGGGAAAUCUGCAUAAAUGUGCAUGUCUUUCCUCCGGAUCCAUGUUUAUCCAGUCCUUGCAUUGAGGGUACAUGUGAGCCAGACAACGACGAUUCGGGACUUUUUAAAUGCAUUUGUCCAGAACAUUAUUUCGGACGAUUAUGUUCUGAACUCAAUCAAGUCUGCACUGUUGGCAUAUGCAAUCAUGGCCAAUGUAUACCAUUUGGCGACAAAUACGCAUGUUAUUGUACUGACGACGACAUCAAUGAAAACAAAUACAUGUACCCAAACUGUUUGAACAAGACGAAUACCUGCCGACCAAAUACAUGCGUCUCGAAUGAAUUGUGUGUCGAUGGCAUCUCAAAAUUUACCUGCAUGAAGAUUCCAUCGCAAACAACUUCUAGCUGUUCCAGUUGUGCAGUUGCUGAUUCAUGCUCUUCUCCAUGCAAUAACGGCGGCAUCUGCAAAGGUGGAGCAUGUAUAUGCAGACUUGGAUUUUCAGCAGACAAUUGUUCGCACGUUCCGCCCGGGAGUGCCCUUGACCUUCAAAACGAAGUACAAUUUGUGGAUCCAACUCCGGGACCCGGUAGUAGAAUCGUCUGCUAUUCACAACAUAAGGAAAUCAAAAGCUGCACUGUUGACGUAUAUAUAGCAACAAAAGCAAGUACAAUGCCGACUACAACCAUCCACCCGUCCCAAGAACUUGAAACAUCUUCAAACGUAGUAUGUUCCGCCGAGAACGAUACCUAUUUUGGUUUCACCAAUGUUUACAAAUGUUUCGUUGAUGUAAUUGGAAAAGUGCUGGAUGUGACCGGGCGACAUCUUUGUGUAAAAGCUUCAUCUAGCGGCGCUUCUGAAACAAUAUGCUGGGACUUGGUGUUUAUCCACGAUGAUCCAAAUGCGAAAGAUGCCGUGGUACGUUUUGUGAUACCAACACCGUUACCAGGUAGCAGUUUUACCUGUACCACCAGCAAACCGUGUCGAAUGCUCCUUUACACAUCCUACAAUAAUUCUUGCCAACAGGUCCAGUCCACUUCAUUGGGUGUUACAGUGUUCGACACUAUGGAAAGAGCACAAACAUGCGUGACAGAGGUUGCCUUUCAGUUCGAACAUGAUGGAAACCACGAUAUUUGUUUUUUAUCUGCAUCAAUCGGCUAUCAGGCACGUUGCUUUAGCGUGACAGUGAUGCAUUCAGCUGUUAAUGACGUUUGUUCUGAUACAACAUGUCACAACGAUGGCGCAUGUAUCACAAAAAGUCCAGACAAAUACAAGUGCAUCUGCAAAGAAGGGUUCACAGGAGUUAAAUGCGAACAAGGACCGUGUUUAGAUAGAGAUAAUACGUGUACGCAUAAUGGAACCUGCUUUGUGAACAACCACGCGAUAACUUGUGUCUGUGAAGAAGGCACCAGCGGGGAUAUGUGCGAGAGCGUUUUAACCAGCGCAUCCGAAAUUGCUCUUACGGGUCGGUCACCAGUAUUUACGGGCACAUCAGCAAUCAAAACUAUCAGUUGCAACAAGAACAGAGAAUGCGGAUUUUCUGCUUUAGUUGUAGGAAUCAGCGCUGGCAAUAUGAGGCAGAUAGUGAAAGGACGCGUUAGUUCAACACUUUCCAACAUCGAGAUAAGAAUUGAAGCACUACCUUUUAGACCUGAUUUCCACCAGGCAGUUAUAUCUUUCAUUCCAACCGAGGUGGGCGUGUUUGAUAUGUGUAUACUGACCGUCAAUGCCAGUGGAACAAAUCAAGAUGAACUGUGUUUGGAAGUUGAUGUUGAGGAAGGCGCUAUGUCCCAAUAUGGUGCUAAGGAUAUGCCUCACUUUGUAUCACCGAGUCUCCCUCUGGAUUCAAAAAUUGAAUGCGAGUUCAAAACAGUUUGCCACGUUACCUUCACAGCGCAUCCUGGUCUCCAGCAUGAAUUUGAAUGUAUCAAGCCAUCUUUAUUGCGCUCGAACUUUGUGAACACACACAUUUUUUCCACGUGCUCUUCCUGUAUUGACGGAAGCAAUACGAACGCAUCUUGUACGUUAGACGUGGCAUUUAGACCUUCUGUUCAGAAUAAAACAGACAGCAAAGUUUGCAUUGUGCUGAUAAGAAAAAGAACCGGUGUUUCUGGUGAAGACAGGUGCUUCACGGUUACUGUAAGAAAUACAUCAAAAACAAAAGACAUGAUCGGCUGUCAACUGCUGCAAUGUGCUAACGGCGGUUUCUGCGAUGGGCAUGAUCCUGUAAAUCCCUGUGUGUUUCUGCAAACAAGGAUAUGGUGGACCAACUUGUGCUACAUCUAUCCCGAUCAAUCCACCCAUAAGUAAUACGACAUCCUUCGUCGGAACCAACGGUGGAUUGCCGACAGGGAUUCAGUGCCGCCUGCUGGAAACGUGUUUGUUCAAGUUUCAAGUGUGUGGAAGCUCAGCUUUAAAAUUCCAAAUUGGCCUAACAACGCCAUAUUUGGAAGUUGGGGAACCGGUUAUAGAUCAAUUCUCUGGACAGCAAUGUGCCCUCGGAACAGUUAAUGUCACAUCAUCAGAGCUGGGGACACAUCGAUUCUGUAUUCAACAUGUACAAAGUGGCGGGUUAGUUGAUGACGAACUCUGUCCAACAAUACGCAUUACAGGAGGAGCCUCCUCGCCGAUUGACCAGAGUAAACCCCACUUCCUGUCUCCGACAUUUGAAAGCGGAUCUACCCUGGCGUGCACCAAAGGCGAAGAUCUGCAUUUGAAGCCGUUCUACACUAAUGGAAACAGUUUCGGGUCUUUUAAAGACUGUCCUACGCUGACGGAGAGCAGCCAACAACCGGUAGACGGAGUAUACAUAUUUCCUGCUGAAUUUUUAGCCAAUAUCUGUUCAAGUGACAUUGUCUACAAGGUACCAUCUGCAGCCGCGGCUGGUUCAGAGUCCAAACUCUGCAUCAAAGUCUCUGUCCCCGG
This is a messenger RNA of Dreissena polymorpha, 3695 nucleotides long. RefSeq names its product neurogenic locus notch homolog protein 2-like. The coding region runs from base 231 to 3080 and encodes 949 amino acids. Gene Ontology annotation, biological process: heterophilic cell-cell adhesion; establishment or maintenance of epithelial cell apical/basal polarity. Gene Ontology annotation, cellular component: protein-containing complex; plasma membrane. NCBI's taxonomy places the organism in Eukaryota, Metazoa, Mollusca, Bivalvia, Myida, Dreissenidae. The transcript is spliced from 37 exons. The record is from RefSeq and is a predicted model, not a curated record.